Molecule: messenger RNA, 1176 nt
Organism: Coregonus sp. 'balchen'
Lineage: Eukaryota; Metazoa; Chordata; Actinopteri; Salmoniformes; Salmonidae
Source: the annotation of a GenBank genome assembly
AUGGAGGAGGAAGUGGGAAUCCCUGUCCCGUUCAAGUACCCCGCCUCUGACUUCUUGUUGACUGUCAGUGGUCUGUUGUUUUUUCUCAUAGAUGUGGUACUAGACGUGUUGGCGGUGGUGUCUUUUUACCGACAAGAGGCCUACGUGUUCAUGGGAAUGCUGGUGUUUCUACUACUGGGCUCCUCAGCCCUGGUCCAGGCUUUCAGCUGGCUGUGGUACCACUAUGACAAGGACAGGACUGAGACCAGGACAGAGAGCCUUGUGAAGAGCCUCCGCUCCCUCAAGAUCCUCCAUGUGUUCCAGAUGGGAGUCUACCUCAGGUUCAGUUAAACUUUGUUGACUAAACUUGAUGUUGAACUGUGAACAGAAACAGCCACAGACUGUGUUUAUAACCUAAAUAACUUGUUUCACCAGUGGUGGAAAAGGUACCCAAUUGUCAUACUUAAGUAAAAGCAAAGAUCCCUUAAUAGAAAAUGACUAAAGUAAAAGUGAAAGUCACCCAGUAAAAUACUACUUGAGUAAAAGUCAAAAAGUAUUUGUUUUUAAAUAUACUUAAGUAUCAAAAGUAAAUGUAAUUGCUAAAAUAUACUCAAAUAUCAAUAGUAAAAGUAUAAACCAUUUCAAAUUCCUUAUAUAAGCAAACCAGACAGCACCAUUUUCUUGUUUUAUUUAAUUCACAGAUAGCCAGGGGCUCACUCCAACACUCAGACAUCAUUUAGAAAUGAAGCAUUUAAGUAGUACUUUAAAGUAUUUUUACUUAAGUACUUUGCACCACUGGUUUUCACAAUCCUUAUGAGCUUUAAGUCUGGCAAGCAAGGCUCCUUUAAGAAUUUGGUUGCUUUAUGUGUUUCCAUCUCACCUCAAGGCGGAAACACCUUUGUAACCAAACUCCUUUCUAGAAUAUAAAAUGAAGAUAGUUAUUAUAUUCACUGUGAAUCCCGUGUAUAAAAUCCAAAAAUAUAAAAUGGGUGCGGCUGUCAUUUUAGAUACGCUGGUGUGGUGAGGAUCUCGAUAUGUGGCUUCUGCUGUGGAAAGCGUUACACGGAGGGCGAUGCUGUAUUUCUGACCCAUGACCUUAACAUGCUGCGCCUCAUCGAGACCUUCUCUGAGAGCGCCCCACAGCUUGUCCUCAUGCUUACCAUCAUCAUCCAGAGGGGAGAGGUGGAGCCCAUCACA